This is a messenger RNA of Trichoplusia ni (cabbage looper), 818 nucleotides long. Its product is annotated as isopentenyl-diphosphate Delta-isomerase 1-like. Bases 64 to 447 code for a protein of 127 amino acids. Gene Ontology annotation, molecular function: isopentenyl-diphosphate delta-isomerase activity. Lineage: Eukaryota; Metazoa; Arthropoda; Insecta; Lepidoptera; Noctuidae. The record is from RefSeq and is a predicted model, not a curated record. The transcript has 3 exons. Gene Ontology annotation, cellular component: cytoplasm. Gene Ontology annotation, biological process: isopentenyl diphosphate biosynthetic process; isoprenoid biosynthetic process.
GUGUGCGAUAGCGUUCUGUGGAAUAUUUUAAAAGUGGAAAGGAAAUAUUCAAGCAAUAGAAAAAUGAACUUUACUUCUGAUCUAAUACAUAAAGUCCAGAAUGAGGCCCUCGACAAUGACAUGUGCCUGCUAGUGGAUGAGACUGACAAGUACCUAGGUGCAGCCACCAAGAGAGCUUGCCACCGAGUAGGGGACGACGGAAAACUGCUGCUGCACAGAGCAUUCAGCGUCCUGAUGUUCAACACAGCUGGAGACAUACUCCUACAGCAGAGAACUAGUCAGAAAGUGACAUAUCCAAAUUGCUACACAAAUGCGUGCUGCAGUCACCCACUACUCAUAAACGGGGUACAAGAGGACAUUACUACCGCAGCAAUACGUAGACUAAAAGUGGAACUAGGGUUAUCAGAACAUCAGGCACGUAAGAAAUUUAAUUUUAAUCAUUCAUAGCCAUUCUUCCGGGAUGUGGGGUCAAGGGGAGGUUGGUAGGCAGGAUCCACGCAGAUACUGAAUGUCAAUCCUAUUGAGAUGUAAAUUAUGAAGACUUAAACUGAUUGCGAUAGAGUUAACUUCGGACUUUUAUGUGAUACCUACUGAUUUUAGAUGAUAACUUUAGAAAAUUGGUUUCAAGGCUAAGCUUAAGGUAUAACUACAUAUUAUCACAGUAUAAAGUUUAGAUUAAGCAUGGUACUGCGGUGGUUUUAGGCCGUCAGUGUCCAGCGUAUCUAUCCGCCUUACCGAGGUCGGAAAAAUCCAUGAUUAUUUCUACUAAAAGAUAGGUAUGUCCAUAAUGACUUUAACGAAUUAAACGACUGAAGUUA